Molecule: messenger RNA, 1442 nt
Organism: Aphanomyces astaci
Lineage: Eukaryota; Oomycota; Saprolegniomycetes; Saprolegniales; Verrucalvaceae
Exons: 2
Coding region: 115-1215 (366 amino acids)
Biological process (GO): zinc ion transmembrane transport
Cellular component (GO): plasma membrane
Molecular function (GO): zinc ion transmembrane transporter activity
Source: RefSeq, a predicted model, not a curated record
UUUGUUCUGCAUAAACAAAACAUCCGGAUAAAUUCGAUCCUUGGAGUGUGUGGCUACCAUUUCCGCUUUGGCAUUCUACUGGACCAGCACCUCCCGUCGGAUAAGGAUCCUUCCAUGGCACCUCACGGACACUCUCAUGCAGGCUACGGCGCCACGAACGAAGCGACACCGCUCGUGUCCUCCCCCAAGAAGAAGUCGUCCAUCGCGCUCUCGGAAUCCUCGCUCCGUGCUCGCAAGAAGCUUCAAUGGGCAUGCCUCUUCUCGCUCGUGUUCAUGGUGGCCGAAGUUGUUGGGGGGUUCAUGGCGGGCAGCUUGGCCAUCAUGACCGAUGCGGCGCACUUGCUGAGCGACGUCGCGGGGUUCUGCAUUUCUCUCUUUGCGAUUUGGGUACAAACGCUCCCCGCGAGCUCCAAGAUGACGUUUGGGUUCCACCGCGCCGAAAUCUUGGGCGCGAUCGUGAGUGUGUUGGUGAUUUGGGUGCUCACGGGUUUUCUGGUCUACGCCGCCAUCGAACGGUUUCAAGACGCGAUCAGUGACUCACCCCAAGAACAUGUAGACGGCAAGCUUAUGUUCAUCGUGGCGGUCCUUGGUCUGGUCGUGAACUUGGCGCUGAUGAAGAUCCUCGGCCAUUCCCAUUCGCACGGCAUUGGCGGCGCUUCCCAUGGCCACAGCCACGGCGGCAACGAUGACCAUCAUGACGAUCAUCACGGACACAGCCAUGGCGGUGACGACGAUCAUCAUGGACAUAGCCACGGCCACGAUGAAGAACAUGGUCACGGACACAACGAGCCCAAGAAGCAAGGCGACGACAACGGUAAACCCAGCUUGGAAAACCUCAACAUCCAAGCUGCGUACAUUCACGCGCUGGGCGAUUUCAUUCAAAGCUUGGGAGUAUGCAUUGCCGGCGCGUUGAUUUGGUAUGUAACUAUCCCAUGGUUGGAGAUGCAUGUUGAAACGAGCUGCGUUGUAGGUACAACCCCAAGUGGCAAGUCGCCGAUCCCGUGGCUACGUUUUUGUUCUCGAUCUUGGUCUUGUACACGACCGUGGGCAUCAUCCGAAGCUCCGUGCAUGUGCUCAUGGAAGGCACCCCCGAAGGAUUCGACGUGGACGAGAUCUUGCACGGCCUCGAGACCUUGCCUUCCGUCUCCCAAGCUCACGACUUGCACAUUUGGUCGCUCAACGCGGGCCUCCCGUCGCUCAGCGUGCAUUUGGUAACCAACAGCGACAAUGUCGACGAUACCCUCCAUGAAGCGCAGAAUUAUUUGAUUUCCAAGGACAUUCAUCACAGUACGAUCCAAGUGGAACGCGCGCUCACGACGUACCCCCGCGACUGCAGUGACACGGUGCACUGUGGUCAAUUGUCUCCAAAAUAGACCAAGAGUUUGGACAUUUACUGGACAAUAAGCUUCCAUUCAAUAUACAGUACAUAUUCGCCACCCACA